GCAGUCGGUGAUGAAGCCGUCUGCAGGCGACAAACCACGGAUCCACUACUGAUGCCCUUCACAUAGUUUCCCCACAAAUUUAGCCACACUGAAGAAGAAGAUGAUGAAGAAGAUGAUGUCCUCUCUGCAGUCGGGAAAAAUCCGAAGAAAAGCUACAAACGGAUUUUAACAAAACAUUUAUCCACCUUCCGGAUUUCAAACUUCAAAAGAAAUCAUUUUACAGAUUCUCCUGCUGCGACCGUGUGUGGUGUCUGAUUGGGACCUGGUGUGCGUCAGGAGGCUAUGGUGAGGCGAUGUGCACAGGCUGGUGUGAGGAGAGAUGUACCAGCAGCAGUGGAGGAAGACGGAGAGGUAAAGGAGUGCAUCUUCGUUCAUGGCUGUGCGUCUCGUUUUUGUUCACGGCCCUGUGGGGCCAAACGUCCCCCCAGUGCCCGGACAGUUGCCACUGCGCCUGGGACACGGCCACGGUGCUGUGCUCAGACGCUGGGCUGCGGGAGAUCCCAGAGGGGAUCCCACCGGAAACGGUGUCCCUCCACCUGGAACGCAACUACAUCCGUAACAUCCCUGAGAGUGCCUUCAGUGACCUGGUCCAUCUGCGUGACCUCUACCUGUCCCACAACCGCAUUGACUCCCUCGCCUCUGGGGCUCUUCGACAUCUGGGCCCCGAGCUGCGCCUGCUGGACCUCUCACAUAACCAGCUGAGACAGGCCAGCAGGGAGGAGUUUGGCUCCACUCGUGCAAAGACACGCCUCUACCACAACCCCUGGCACUGUGAUUGUGCCCUUCAGGAGCUCAUGGAGACUCUGAACCUGGAGCCCGAGACGGUGAAUGGGAUCAUCUGUGAGAGCUCUGUUCGGGGGGUGGGUGAAGGGAGCAGGUGGGAGGACCCGGGGUCGCUGGGCGAGCACGCAGGUCAACCGCUGGUCAAACUGUUGGAUUCUGGGGUGAAUUUCUGCAGCCUGCAGAGGAAAACCACUGAUGUAGCCAUGCUGGUGACAAUGUUUGUGUGGUUCUUUAUGGUGAUCGUGUAUGUAGUGUACUAUGUAAGACAGAACCAAGCCGAAGCCCGCAGGCAUUUGGAGUACCUGAAGAGUUUGCCCAGCCCGCGCAAGACCCCCACAGAGACAGACACUCUAAGCACAGGUUUCUGAGCUCCUGCUCAGUUGUCAUUUAAAUGGAAUAAUAAUAAUAAUAAUAAAAUCCCAUUUUUAUGGAGAGUGACUGAUAAACUCUGUAAACUGCCUGUGCAAGAUGCUGGUAAAGAGGAAAUUAUCCUUUUACACCUGUGUUUUGUGAUUGCAACAUUUCUUUAUAUUUGUUACUACUGAGCCCCCCCAUGUUUUUCUUGAUAUUUCUUUACCUCAAUUUAAUGAAAAAUGAGAAGUGAGUGUUUGUUUACUAAUUCUACCACGUGCAUUGAGAGAAAAUAGUGGAAACGGAAAAACAAAAAGCAGCAGAUGGAAGAUGAAAGGAUGAAAUAAGAAAAGAAAGAAACUUCUUUGAACUUUAUAACCUUCUAACUCCCUCUGUUGUCCCUCUUUCCUUUUCUUUUCUUCUUUCACUGUGGUCUUUUAUCUUUCAUUAAGCCCUAAUUAGGAGUCUUUAACCAACUGACCCUUAAUGAACACUUGAAAAGCACUAAUCAAUUGGAGUAUGUUCACCAGGUCAAAAUCUAAUUGCUUGUUGCAUUUGUGUGUGUGUGUGUGUGUGUGUGCACAUGUGGUGUUUUUGUGCAUUGUUACGGCCAUUUUUACUCCGAUAACAUUGAUUUUGCACGAAUGCUAUUUAAGCCUUUCCCAAUACAUAACCACUAAGCCAGUUGUUUCGGUGCCAGUGGAGAACUGCUGAUCUAAAUUUACUCUCAGGAAGCCAUUAGGAGGUAAACUAUUUUGUUUCCAUGCUGCAGCAAUGAGCUCUAAAAUAUCUGGGCAGCUUAGUGUACAUAUAGUUGUCACUGAUUGGUACAGAGAAAUUUCAGCCAGAUUUAGAAGUGGAUUAUUGUUAAAAUUUAGUAUAACCAUUUAUCCUGAGGGAAGCUUUUAGUUUAGCUUUAAUUAAUCUCUUGAGUCCUGCUUUUUAGUCCUCUCUGCACUGAUUGCUGUGUACAAAUCGUUCUGUGUCCUAUUUUCCACAUAGGCUGUAUCAUAAUUGAUUUUUUUUCAGAGCCACUGUUAAAAUAAGCAAAACACUUUGAUAAUAAAUUGAAUAAUUUUCUCAGAACAUUUAACAAAUGCAAUGUUAAGAUUAAUGCCAUUCCUGACGUGUAUACUGUAGGUGCACCGAAUAUCUGGCUCAAUGUUCUACAUAAAUGGAACAAAACCUGACUGGAUUAACAGCCACAUUUUAUAAUUUCACUUGAGUUCAUUAUAAUCAUAUUUACUGUGGCAAUACCUGCGGAGCAUUAUCGUGUGGUUAAUGUACUGUAAAGUACUUGUCAUUCUUCACUGUUACAAAUAGAAACAGUUUAAGGCCUUUCUCAGUUUGAUUGUCAAAAACAUUUAAUGUGUCUUUACAUCAGUGGUUCCCAACCUGGGUGGAAGUUCCCCAACAAGAACAAGAAAUUAGAUUUAAGCAGAAAAAAAAAUUCUGCUACACAAAAUUAGGUUCAGUUUUUUCAGACUUUUCCCUUAAUGUUUUGUUGUUACAUAUAAUUGGAUAAUAAGUGGCAGAAGCAGCCAUUGCUUUGUUUUAAGGGGUCACAAACCAAAUAGGUUCGGAACCACUGAUUUAAGAGGAUGUUUUAGCCAUGCUAGCAGCAUGGCUCUAUGGAAAUGUUGGUCUGUUGAUCCUGUUGGUCAACAGCUAUUGUAUGGAUUAUGAUCAAAUUUGGUACAGAAGUUAAUGUUUCAAAAAACUUUUGUGACCCCCUAAAUUUUAAUUUACGCUUUGGUAAGACUAAAUUCCUGCAAAACUAAUGACAUUCCCAUAAGCAACUAUACAAUAUGUUUAGUGCUAAUUAGCAAAUUUUAGCAUGCUAAACAUCAGCAUGUUAGCAUUGUCCUUGUCAGCAUGUUAACAUACUGGCAUUAGCAUAUAGCUCUAAGAACCACUGUGCCUAAGUACAGCCUCAGAGCUGCUAGCAUGGCUGUAGACUCUUAUUCUUGCGUCUUUAAUCUGUGACGGUUCACAGUGUACAGUUGCAACCCUCUACGUGUUCAUAGAUGUAAUAAAACGUCAGUGUACCCCAUUUUAUCUAACAACUGGGUUGGAAAAGUGGUAAAAACUGAGGCAAAACCUAGAAUAGGAACUAACUUUCUGUAUACUGUAACGUGCUUAAUGUGGUGUGUGUGUUUGUAAUUUACAGAGAAGGACCAGUUGAACUUUGUGCUGUUCAGAAGGAAGACAUACUGUGAAUUAGAAUUAAACUUGAGUGGAACCAUAUUGAUAUUGUUAUGAUAACUGGUCCAUGUAAAAACCUGGUCUUGGUUGGUAGACCACAGGCUAAAACAUCUGAAUAAGAAGUUGGAUAUUUGUUCUGUGAGUUACAAAAGAAAACUGUGGAUACACUUUUGAAGCACUGUUGGUGUAAAUUUACAUACUCAGAAUAUUUCCUGAAUGUUACCCGCCUGUCACAAAUCAUACAUCUAAUGUUGAUGUGCCAGAGUUUCCCAAAUACAUCUCCACCAUUAGUACAAUCAUUAACCCCCCUUUUUACAAAACUCAAGAACCAAGCAUGCCCUCUGUGUGCAGUUUUUUCUGUAGGUAUUUUUUAUUGGUGAUGUAUUUCUGUCCCAGUGAUUUGUUUUUCUCUCUUGUUUGUAUGUUGA
Molecule: messenger RNA, 3767 nt
Organism: Morone saxatilis (striped sea-bass)
Lineage: Eukaryota; Metazoa; Chordata; Actinopteri; Moronidae
Product: leucine-rich repeat-containing protein 3-like
Exons: 2
Coding region: 294-1151 (285 amino acids)
Molecular function (GO): protein binding
Source: RefSeq, a predicted model, not a curated record